CGGAGCGGUGGGAGGUUUUCAAUCUGUGGCGUGCACUCUGUGGCUGGAAGAGGCGCGGUUCGUAUCAGCGUCUGCGUAUUAAACUUCACACGGAGAAACCUCGAGAAACUGCAGAGAAAUGGCGGAGGCCCACCAGGCAGUGGCAUUCCAGUUCACCAUAACACCAGAGGGCAUCGAUCUGCAGCUGUCCUACCAGGCGCUGAACCAGAUCUACCUGUCUGGACUACGAUCCUGGAAGAAGCGAGUCAGCCGCUUGAGGAACAGUCUGAUUAAAGGCGUGUACCCCGCCAGCCCGUCAUCCUGGCUCUUCGUUGCCAUAGGAAUCCUGGCCACCAUGUACAUGCAGUCGGAUCCCAGCAUGGGGCUCAUCACCAAGAUACAGCAGCACCUGCCGCUAAGGUACACAACGGCAAUGUCAGUGGCAAAUGACCGUCUAAAACAGUCUGCCCUCUUUGACCUCUUCUUUCAGCCUCUGGUGAGGUUGCUGUCAAGCAGGAAGCCUUUGCUGUACAGCUAUCAGUCGUCUCUACCUCACCUUCCCGUUCCAGCCAUCCAAGACACAGUGAUCAGGUACUUGGAGUCGGUGCGCCCUCUGCUGACGGACCCGGAGUUUAAACGCAUGUCAGACCUGGCCAAUGAGUUUGAGUCGAAUCUGGGGAACCGCCUCCAACGCUACCUGAAACUUAAAGCUCUGUGGGCCACCAACUAUAGCCGCGUUCCGGGUACCGUCAUCCCCCUGUGUGCUGCUCAGUGUGAGAGGAUGUUCAACACAACACGCACACCAGGAGUCGAGACUGGUAACAAACACACACAUACUCAGAGGGUCUCUGCAAGCAUACAGAGGGGGUACUCUGAGAGGGUCCAAGAUGACAACUUUGGAAUUCUACUAGAAACAGUCGAUUUACCCGUGAGCAAAACAAUGAUUUAUAAUAUAUCCAUGUCAUCUCCUCCCAGAAUCCCUUGGGCUCAGAUGAGGAAGCAGUACUUCAGCUCCGGGGUCAACAAGAGAUCGCUGGAUACCAUUGAGAGGGCGGCCUUCUUUGUAACCUUGGAUGACGAGGAGCAAGGCAUGAGGGGAGAUGACCCAGAGGGGAACUUAGACAACUACGCCAAGUCUCUGCUUCAUGGAAAAUGUUAUGACAGGUGGUUUGAUAAAUCCUUCUCCGUUGUGAUCUACAAGAAUGGGAAGAGCGGGCUGAAUGCAGAGCACUCCUGGGCUGAUGCACCAACUGUAGCGCAUCUUUGGGAGUACACGCUGGCCACAGAUGCCUUUCAGCUAGGCUACACCGAGGACGGCCACUGUAAAGGCGAUGUGGAGCCUUCUCUACCCCAACCUCAGAGACUUGCCUGGAACAUCCCGGCAGAGGUUCAGGCUCAGGUCAGCAGUUCUCUAGCUGUUGCACAGGCGCUGGCAGAUGAUGUUGACUGUCACGUGUUUCCAUUCAGAGAGUUUGGCAAAGGACGGAUCAAGAAAUGCCGGAUCAGCCCAGACGCCUUCAUCCAGAUCAGCUUACAACUGGCAUAUUACAGGGAUCGCGGUGGCUUUUGUCUGACUUACGAGGCAUCGAUGACCCGUCUGUUCAGGGAAGGCCGGACAGAGACUGUGCGCUCCUGCUCCAACGACAGCUGUGCUUUCAUCAAAGCUCUGGAGAGUGGAGAGACGGAGGAGGAAUGCAGACGCCUUUUCGAACUGGCUUCUGAGAGACACCAGAACCUUUAUCGGAUGGCUAUGACCGGAGCAGGAAUCGACAGACAUCUCUUCUGCCUUUACGUAGUCUCCAAAUACUUGGGAGUGGAGUCGCCUUUCCUCAAAGAAGUUCUGUCUGAGCCUUGGCGUCUCUCCACCAGUCAGACUCCAGUUCAGCAGAUGAAUCUGUUCGACCUGAAGAACCACCCAGAUUUCAUCUCGCUUGGUGGGGGCUUUGGACCUGUCGCUGACGAUGGUUAUGGAGUUUCAUACAUCAUCGUGGGUGAAGAUAUGGUCAACUUCCACGUGUCUUCCAAACACUCCUGCAGUCAGACUGACUCUCACAGGUUUGGAGUUCAGAUAAGUAAGGCUAUGCAGGACAUCAUGGCUCUUCUCUCAGCUGAUCCCAAAACCUCCUCGUCAUCCAAAGGCACAGACCAUCCACAGUCCAAGAAGCUCCAGUAAAAAAAAGCGAACGAAAGUCGGAGCAAACAACAGAGAGCUUGUUUCAGAGAUACAGAUCUCUUUUGUCUUCUGCGGUCUUUAGACACAAACAUUUACAGGCCAGCAGAUUAACAUAAUUACUGUUGUUGUUCUUUUUUUAAAACCUCCCACUGACAAAAGAUAAGCCACGACGCUCCCGUACCUCAUCCAUUGGGAAGCCUCUUGUGCAUCAGCACUAAACACACAAACCUUCUUGUAUUCUGAACUUUAAUAAUUCAACUUUUUAAAGUUUUCUGUCAGAAUAUGAAAAUCUGUGAUCAGCAAAAUAUAUAUUUAUAUGUUGGAAAAAAAUGGGGCAGAUGUUUGGAGGCAGAGAAAGUGAGACAGAUGUCCCUGAUAACUGGAAAGCAUUAAGACGCCCUUAAUCUCACUAAAAGUGAAGAGCGCACUGACACCAUUCAUUACAACAUUAUGUUGGAGGUUACUGUGCAUGUUGGGCUUUGUUAAAGUCAGCGGACACAGCAAAGGAAAAAGGACGUUCUGGCCAAAUUGCACUCCUUUAUUUCUUUAUUUGCGGUUUAUCAGCUGGGAGUGAUGGUUUCCAGUGA
This is a messenger RNA of Neolamprologus brichardi, 2739 nucleotides long. The record is from RefSeq and is a predicted model, not a curated record. NCBI's taxonomy places the organism in Eukaryota, Metazoa, Chordata, Actinopteri, Cichliformes, Cichlidae.